Thrips palmi is the source of this 5821-nucleotide messenger RNA. It is a transcript of the gene alpha-Man-IIb, whose product is annotated as alpha-mannosidase 2x. Gene Ontology annotation, molecular function: carbohydrate binding; alpha-mannosidase activity. The transcript has 6 exons. Gene Ontology annotation, cellular component: Golgi membrane. The coding region runs from base 1 to 3570 and encodes 1189 amino acids. Gene Ontology annotation, biological process: N-glycan processing; protein deglycosylation; mannose metabolic process. The record is from RefSeq and is a predicted model, not a curated record. NCBI's taxonomy places the organism in Eukaryota, Metazoa, Arthropoda, Insecta, Thysanoptera, Thripidae.
AUGGCGUUCGUGGACCCGCUCAACGCCUGGGAGGGCGCCAACGAGCCCGACAGCUACGUGUCGCCGGCCACGUGCCCCGUGCAGCAGGCCGCCGACGCCGACGUGGACACCACCAGCCAGUUCCACAAGUUCGACUUCCAGCCCCAUUGGAUGAAGAGCCGCGAGUACUGGGACCACAAGUUCGAAGCCCGCUACAAGACCCGCAAGGAAAAAUGGCCCAAACUACCCCUUAAGGUGAUCCUGGUGCCGCACUCGCACAACGACCCCGGCUGGCUGCUCACCUACGAGGGCUACUUCCACUUCAAGACGCGCAACAUCCUCAACAACAUGGUGUCCAAGCUGCAGGCGCUGCCCAACAUGACGUUCAUCUGGACCGAGGUGUCCUUCUUCUCGCAGUGGUGGGAGAGUGCACACCCGUCCAAGCGGCACGCCGUGAAGCGCCUGCUGGAGGAGGGCCGCCUGGAGAUGACGACGGGCGGCUGGGUCAUGACGGACGAGGCCAACUCCCACGUGUUCGCCAUGGUGGACCAGCUCAUCGAAGGGCACCAGUGGGUGAAGAACAACCUGGGCGUGACUCCGCGCACGGGCUGGUCCAUCGACCCGUUCGGCCACGGCGCCACGGUGCCCUACCUGCUCAAGACGUCGGGCGUCAACUCGGGCGCCGUGGUGCAGCGCGUGCACUACGCGUGGAAGCAGUGGCUGGCCGAGCGGCAGAUGGGCGACUUCCUCUGGCGGCAGGGCUGGGACGCGGACGGACGCACCGACAUGCUGGUGCACAACCAGCCCUUCGACAUCUACUCCAUCAAGCACUCCUGCGGCCCGCACCCCCAGAUCUGCCUCAACUUCGACUUCCGCAAGAUCCCCGGCGAGUACACGGAGUACUCGCUGCGCGCCGUGCCCAUCGACGACAGCAACGUGAAGCAGAAGGCCGAGCUGCUGCUGCAGCAGUACGGGCGCACCGGGUCGCUGUUCCCCCACAACGUGGUCCUCAUGCCGCUGGGCGACGACUUCCGCUACUCGCACGAGCAGGAGUGGGACCAGCAGUACGAGGGCUACAGCCGGCUGGCCAACUACAUCAACAAGCACUCGGCGGAGUACCACGCCGAGGUGACGUUCGGCACCCCGGCGGACUACUUCGCGGCGGUGCGCGAACGCACGCAGCACUUCGACACGCUCAAGGGUGACUUCUUCGUGUACUCGGACAUCUUCAGCGAGGGCCGGCCGGCCUACUGGAGCGGCUACUUCACCACGCGGCCGUACUGGAAGAUCCUGGACCGCGAGCUGGAAGCCAGCCUGCGCUCCGCCGAGAUUCUCUACGCCCUGACGCUGAACCGCGCGCGCCGCUCCGGGUUCAACUACACCGUCAAGCUGCUGGAGCGCGACUACGAGAAGCUGACCAAGUCGCGCCGCAACCUGGCGCUGUUCCAGCACCACGACGCCAUCACGGGGACCUCCAAGGCCUCCGUGAUGCACGACUACGCCCUCAAGAUGUUCGAGAGCCUGCAGGAGACGCAGCGCCUGCAGCGCCUCUGCGUGCAGACGCUGCUGGUGCGCGACGAGGUGCUGCGGCGCGGCGAGGCGGGCGCGUCCUCGCACGCGCACUCCGUGUCGGCGAGCAGCAGCCGCGGGCCGCCGCCGCCACCGCCGCGCGCGCCGCCCUCCAUGGAGUUCAUCCAGCCCGACUCGGACCGCGAGUCCUACGAGAAGCUGGCGCGCCGCGUGCCCAUCGAGCUGGGCCUCGGCCAGCCCCGCACCGUGGUGCUCUUCAACUCGCUGGCGCAGCACCGCCAGGACGUGGUCGAGCUCACCGUGACCACGCCCGACGUGCGCGUGCUGGACCCCGAGGGCAACGUGAUCCCCUGCCAGGUGAGCCCGCUGUGGAACCUGACGGGCGAGACCAACCUGGACAUGCAGCCGCAGCAGCAGGUGGACGAGCGCACGCGCCUGGAGGAGCCGCGCCUGCACAUGAACCGCGACGCGUUCGAGCUCAUGUUCGUGGCCGAGCUGCCGCCGCUGGCCCUCGUGUCGUUCCGCCUGGAGCGCAUGGCCACCAAGCAGACGGCGCCGCGCGCCAAGGUGUUCUGCCAAGGGGCGGCGUGCGGUCGCGCCGAGGACGGCACCGCCUUCGUGUCGCCCUUCGACGUCAAGAGCAUGCAGCCCGGCGACAUCCAGCUGGAGAACUACGCCAUGAAGCUGCUGUUCGACGCCAACUCGGGCUUCCUGAAGACGGUGACGCGCAAGGGCGAGGGCCGCAUCCACACGACGCGCUGCAAGGUGCAGUUCGCCGCCUACUCGUCCGCGCAGUUCCACUCCGGCGCCUACCUCUUCAUGCCCGACCCGUCCCGCGAGGGCGAGCACGACGUGCUGGAGGGCCUCAAGCCCCACGUCGUCAUCUCGUCCGGCCCCAUCGCGUCCGAGGUGACCGUCUUCUACGGCCACGUGCUCGCGCACACGGUGCGCAUCUACCACGCGCUGGGCGCGCUGGGCAGCGGCAUCUACGUCGAGAACAUGGUGGACUUCGAGCAGCCGCCCAAGUUCCGCGAGACGGAGCUGUUCAUGCGGCUGGUGACGGACGUGGCCAACGGCGACCCGCCCGAGGUGUACACGGACUCCAACGGCUUCCAGAUGCAGCGGCGCGUCAAGGUGGACCGCAUCGGCAUCGAGGGCAACUACUUCCCCGUCACCACCAUGGCCUACAUCCAGGACUCGACGCGCCGCCUGUCGCUGCUGCUGAACCACGCGCAGGGCGCCGCCAGCUGGCAGCCCGGCUGGCUGGAGGUGAUGCUGGACCGGCGGACGCUGUACGACGACUCGCGCGGCAUGGGCGAGGGCGUGGUGGACAACAAGCAGACGCUCACCAAGUUCUGGCUGCUGCUGGAGGACGUGGCGGACCCCGGCGAGGAGAAGAACCAGCACUCCCGGCCUAGCCUGUACACCAACCACAUGUCCAACUCGCUCAUCUACCCCACCAACGUGUUCGUCGUGGACACCAGCAGUGCGGGGGAAGACCUGGCGCCCUCGUCCACCGCGUCGCCGCUGGAGAACGCGCCGCCCCCCGCGCCCAUGGCCGCCGUGGCGUCGCACGCCUCGCGCGUCGUGGAGUCGUCGCUGCACAAGCAGGUGGUGCUGGUGUCGCGGCCCUUCCCCUGCGACGUGCACCUGCUCAACCUGCGCACGCUGGCGGACGGCAGCUACUCGCAGUUCCCGUCCACGUCGGCGCUGCUGGUGCUGCACCGCCAGGGCUUCGCGUGCGGCGUGGGCACGUCCAUGUCGCUGCCGCACUGCAGCGUGGUGGCGGAGGACGACGACAACGCGGUGCGCAAGGACGACGCCGACCCCGACAACGCCGAGGGCGUCCCGGACGCCAAGGACCAGGACCAGGACCAGGGGCGGGCGCCGGCCGAGCGGUUAGCGCUGCACCCGCGCACCGCCUUCUCUCGCCUGCGCCUCGACUCGGUGUCGCAGACCUCGCUCACGGGGCUGCACCACGUGGACAGGCUGGGCGCGCUGGACCAGGCCAAGAUGAAGCCCAUGGAGCUGCUCACGCUCAACAUCACUUUCGGCCUGUGAGCCACCCUCGCCUUCGGUCGCCGGCGGAGCCUUUAGGCAAGGCCCCGUCUGCGCCCUGCGCACCACUACCUGACUUACCUGACACUAAAGCCUCACCCGAACCACCCCGACCAGGGGCCGACUGAUAUGGCAGUGCUGUGAUAACACGUGUACAAAAUGAAAUUAGCGUGACUGUCGAAAGAGAGAAACACUAUAAUAGGAAAAGUAUAAAAGGCUGAACGAAUUUUGUGAGCGUGAACAUGUGUACGUGUAAGUUGUUAGCUGUUUGUUGUUGUUGUUGUUGUUGAUGAUGUUGUUGUUGUUGUACUUGUGAUUUUUUUAAAAUGUUGUGUUAAUAAUGACAUCACAAAUGGCAGCUGCUCCACCAAAAAUGGCAAGACGUUUGAGUUUUCUGAGACUUGGUGUCAUGUUCAUGAGGUGAUCUUACCUCAAAACACAGUGCCACUGCACCAAUAGAAUUAUUGCACCCAAUCUGGUUUUCCUUUUAUUAUUAUGAUAAUUUUUCUGGUGAGUGCAUUGUCUUGUGUAUUUUAUUUACUCCGUUUCUGCUUAUGCCGCAAAUUGUCGCAUUCAAACUUACCAGGCGACAAUGCAGUGCUCUUCGUGAGUUUCCGUUUCUAUUCAUCACUCCCCUUCCCCUCAUUGCGUUCUUACUUUUCACGAGGAUGUUGAUUGAGACCAAUUAGAGUAGUUCAUUUUUUCAAUUGUAUUUAUAAUUUAUUGAAUCAGAGCAUUAGGCUUUCUUAUUUCUCUUUUGCACUUAACUGUGUACCUUAUCUUACAGAGCAGUAUUUAAAAUAAACAAAUUGUGGUCCUUCACACUAGGUGUCACAAUUUUAGGUAAAGUCCUUUAUUAUUUUUCUUACCAAUGGAUAUAUAAUGGUUUAUAUACUGUGGGUUUUGUGGUCGAUGGUUCUACCAUAUGAUGUGUUUGUCUUUUUACAUCAGUAUGAGUGCAAGUGUGUGUUACUAUCUGUUUGAAAAGCUCUCCUUUCUCCCAUUCCAUUUUAAAAUGUGUGCACAGGUGGUAUAUUUAAACAAUUGUUAAAAUUUGUUGGAAAUCUUUGGUUAAAUCUGUGCAACAUUUUUGUUACUAAGCAGGAUUUUGUAAACAGCACGUGGUACCCAUCUGACCACCACCAGGACCAGGAAAAGAAGCUUACUCUUCUCUGUGAUAUUUUUUAAAAUACUUUUUUAUAUUUAUGGAUGGGAAAGUCUUGGAUACAGGAAUGCUUACUGUUGAAAAUUGUGAAUUUUUAAAAAAAACCCUUCAGUAUAUAACUUCUCUAUCAAUCAAUAACGCAAGAAGGUCUAAACAUAUGUUGCAUACAAACUUUGGUUUGCUCUUUAAAAAAUUUCUAACUUAAAAUGUUGUGAAAUUGCAAAGCUAAUAAUAUCAUAUUUAAUUACUUUUCUCAAUCGUUUCAUCAACUAGUUUUGACUUGGAAACAUAUCCUGUGAAGAGAAUUCUAUUUGAGUUUACUUUGUUCAACCUGAUCAAUGCUCGCUCUUAAAAAUAUUUGUCACUUAGGAUUUCUCUGAAGUACUUUCAGGUUGUGGCGUUCCCGGUCUGCCAUGUGCAGUGCUUUGUGGGACUGCAUGCCUUUAAUCUGUUGAGGGUUUUUUUUGGCCGCCUAGUGUCAGUCUCAAACUUGCAGCCGUUAACAAUAGAAUAUUAUCGUCUCUGUCUAUCUCUAUAAACAUAUAAUUUAUUGUAAAGAUUCUUUAAUUUUUGCACCAUCCUGAUAAAGUCGUUUUGCAGGAUCGAAUCGACUGUGAACAUUUCAACUGAAAUCUUUAUUGUGCGACAGACUCAUAGAAUGUCCUUGUGGUCCAGACCUUUCCCAUCGUUUUUGUUGAUGUAUCAGAGUGCUGCCCUAUCUAGACAUCUAGCUGUCUAUGAUAAUUGAGAGGAAUCCAUAUCUUGGACUUACUACUCAUGCCAAUAAUGUGACUGCAAUGCCUCAUUUAACUGCAGCAUAACAAGGGACACUCUGUAUUAUAAACAUAUAUCUUGAUCCUUGUUUUUGUCUGUUUUCUUCUCAUAGAUCUCCCUUAGAAAUAUAUGCCCUGUGGGUUGUGAAUUAGUUGUUGGCAAAGUUUAUUUGAAGUGAUUGCAGAUGUUUCUGCUCAGUAUGUGGUAAAGGGUAGGAAAAAGUAUACUUUUAAGGCAUUUUAGUAGGAAAAGUAUUAAAUGAAUGUCAUGUAAUGUAUUAGCUGUUAAUAAAGGAUAAUGUCAAUAUUGCUCUUA